AUGGUGGACACGCAACAUUUUUGCCUCCGGUGGAACAACUACCAGAGCAGCAUCACCAGCGCCUUCGAGAACCUCAGGGAUGACGAAGACUUUGUGGACGUAACGUUAGCUUGCGACGGGAGGAGCUUGAAAGCUCAUAGAGUGGUUUUAUCUGCCUGCAGCCCCUACUUCAGGGAGCUUUUAAAAUCAACGCCAUGCAAGCACCCAGUAAUCGUGCUGCAAGAUGUGGCCUUUACCGACCUAAACGCGCUGGUAGAGUUUAUCUACCACGGCGAAGUCAACGUGCACCAGCGGAGCCUGUCGUCGUUUCUCAAGACCGCGGAAGUUCUGCGCGUAUCCGGCCUCACACAAAAUGAUGAUGCCCAGGGGCCACUUCUCCAAAACCUGACGCGCGCCGCGGCCGCGGCCGCCGCGUCGCCGCACACACCCCCGCACACCGUGCACACACCGCACACCCCGCACACGCCACACACGCCGCACACCCCGCACACGCCCAGCUACAGCGACAAGCUGGAGGAGGCGCUGCUGUCCCACCCGCCACCCUCCGUGCAGCAGAUGAUGCGCCGCAUGCCGCUGCCCCCGCGGCGCAUGAGCCGCUCGGCCGACAACUCUCCCGACGUCAUCAAGCGCACACGCCACGACAACAACAACGACCAGCCCCAGAUCCACGCGGCCGACUUCUCCACCAAGAACCACUCGCUGGUGAACAACGCCAGGGCGCACGAGCAAGGGAACGGGAACGGGAUCUCCAACUGCAGCUCAUCACCGUCCCCGAGGCUGGAGGAGGUGAAGAAUGAGCCGGUGGAUAUGAUAUGCAGCUCGAACGCGGACAUCGAUAGGAGUAUCGAUGACACGCCGCCGCAUUCUCAUCACAGAUCAAUGGGAGGAGGCCCACCGUCACGUGGCAGUUCUGCCGAAGCUGAUGACCGUACGCCACCGCCACAGCUACCACCUUCGCCGUUCAUACCACCCGCUGACACGAAACUAUUCGCUCCAUCUAACACUUACAACUUCACCAUGGCAGCUCUAACUGAACACUCAUCUUUGGCAGGUCUACCGAGUCCACUGGCUCCGGAUGGAAUGGCAGGCACAUCCCAAGGUGGCGCCCGCACCCCCCAGGAAGAUUACAGAUGCGAGCCGUGUAACAAGAGCUUGUCUUCCCUGACGCGGCUCAAACGGCAUAUUCAGAACGUUCACAUGAGACCCUCGAGGGAGCCCGUCUGUAAUAUUUGCCGGCGGGUAUACUCCAGCCUGAAUAGCCUCAGAAACCACAAGUCGAUCUACCACCGAAAGCAGCAACCGCCCACCACGCCCGCCCAGGGCCCCUUCUACCCAGUCAAUUGA
This is a messenger RNA of Parnassius apollo (apollo), 1344 nucleotides long. The record is from the annotation of a GenBank genome assembly. Lineage: Eukaryota; Metazoa; Arthropoda; Insecta; Lepidoptera; Papilionidae.